Messenger RNA from Pogonomyrmex barbatus (red harvester ant), 1371 nucleotides. It is a transcript of the gene Vha26, whose product is annotated as V-type proton ATPase subunit Vha26. Gene Ontology annotation, biological process: proton transmembrane transport. The record is from RefSeq and is a predicted model, not a curated record. Gene Ontology annotation, cellular component: proton-transporting two-sector ATPase complex, catalytic domain. Gene Ontology annotation, molecular function: proton-transporting ATPase activity, rotational mechanism. NCBI's taxonomy places the organism in Eukaryota, Metazoa, Arthropoda, Insecta, Hymenoptera, Formicidae.
ACUUGGGUCACACUUCGGGUCAUAUGACCGACGUUACGCUGAGUGUCGGAUGUGCUGUUAUAGGCGUUGACUGGACGACUCUUGUGCACCGUGUCUUGUGAUCCCGAGUCCUUUGGCAAGUUUCUCUAAGUAUCCUCAGGAAAAAGAUCAGACGACACCAUGGCUCUCAGCGAUGCAGACGUUCAAAAACAGAUCAAGCAUAUGAUGGCCUUUAUAGAACAAGAGGCCAAUGAAAAGGCAGAAGAAAUAGAUGCUAAGGCAGAAGAAGAAUUUAAUAUUGAAAAGGGACGACUGGUGCAACAACAGCGUCUAAAAAUCAUGGAGUAUUAUGAGAAAAAGGAAAAGCAAGUUGAAUUGCAAAAGAAAAUACAAUCUUCAAACAUGCUUAACCAAGCUCGAUUAAAGGCUCUAAAAGUACGUGAAGAUCACGUACGCAAUGUCCUUGAUGAAGCUAGAAAAAGAUUAGGCGAAGUAACUCAUAAUCCCACACGAUAUAGAGAAAUUCUUCAGCUGUUAAUCAUCCAAGGCCUUUAUCAACUUACAGAGGCGAAUGUUACUCUUCGUGUUCGUCAAGUCGAUGUACCUCUUGUAGAGUCCCUUAUCGACACCAUUCAGCAACAAUAUAAGCAAAAAACUAAGAAAGAUGUUACCUUGAAGAUCGAUACCGAUAAUUUCUUGUCUAGCGAAAGUUGCGGAGGUGUUGAAUUGUUAGCAUCCAAAGGACGUAUAAAGAUUAACAAUACUUUGGAGACUAGAUUAGAGCUGAUAGCGCAGCAAUUGAUACCCGAAAUCCGUUCCGCUCUUUUCGGACGCAAUUCAAAUCGCAAAUUUAAUGAUUAAGCUACUUUUUUUGACAAUUUUUUUGACUCUCCGAAACAUUCCUUUUAACAAAUUGCUAUUGCAUUAUCAUGUAUUAUAUAGAAAAGUAUAUAGAUAAAAUUAGCACAUACGACACGCCUUUUGUCGAGAUCCACGCCUAAUAUUUUCGAUGAAAGUAUCUGAAUUGCCGUGCAAUAUUUAUCGUUGGAAGAGUCGUCAGCAAACUGUACAUUUCCUCACACACCUUUUUAUUCUGUCAUCUUAUCUAUGCUCUACUUUGACAGAUAAUGAACCAUGAACAUAAAAAAUGUAUAGUGAUUAAAUACUUCAUAUACUAACAUGUUCAACGUCAACUUGAAAUUGUCGUUAAAAAAAUUGGUGUUCAUAAACGAAACAAAGUGUACUUUCUCAAUUGAUUAAGGAGUGUUAAUGCGAACGAAAUGUAUGUUAAUAGUUAAUGUUCUUGGCUGCUUAUGUUAAAACGAAUAGCAAUUGCAAAUUGAAUGUAGUCAAUAUAUUGUGCAGAAUCGUAAUAAACAAGUAUUGAACGCG